Molecule: messenger RNA, 1077 nt
Organism: Lathyrus sativus (Indian pea)
Lineage: Eukaryota; Viridiplantae; Streptophyta; Magnoliopsida; Fabales; Fabaceae
Source: the annotation of a GenBank genome assembly
AUGUCGCACUUCAAGAGCAAGUACCAUGAUGAGCUUAUUGCCAAUGCUGCCUACAUUGGCACACCUGGUAAGGGUAUUCUUGCUGCUGAUGAGUCAACUGGAACAAUAGGUAAGCGUUUAGCGAGCAUCAAUGUUGAGAAUGUUGAAUCCAACAGGCAGGCUCUUCGUGAGCUUCUUUUCACUGCCCCUGGUGUUCUUCAGUACCUCAGUGGAGUUAUCCUAUUUGAGGAAACCCUUUACCAGAGCACUGCUGCAGGCAAGCCUUUUGUUGAUGUUUUGAAUGAAGCUGGUGUUCUUCCUGGUAUCAAGGUUGACAAGGGUACCGUUGAACUUGCUGGGACUGAUGGAGAAACCACCACUCAGGGUCUUGACGGCCUUGGUGCACGAUGUGCCAAGUACUACGAAGCCGGUGCACGUUUUGCUAAAUGGCGUGCUGUACUUAAAAUCGGUGCCAACGAACCAUCAGAGCACUCGAUCCAUGAGAAUGCUUACGGUUUGGCCCGUUAUGCCGUGAUAUGCCAAGAGAACGGACUUGUACCCAUUGUUGAACCCGAGAUCCUUGUUGAUGGUUCACACGAUAUCCUCAAGUGUGCUGCCAUUACCGAGCGUGUCCUUGCCGCAACAUACAAGGCCUUGAGUGAUCAUCAUGUCAUCCUUGAAGGAACUCUCUUGAAGCCAAACAUGGUAACACCCGGAUCCGAUGCACCAAAGGUUGCACCUGAGGUUAUAGCCGAGCACACCGUUAGAGCUUUGCAGAGAACCGUACCAGCUGCAGUUCCAGCUGUUGUUUUCUUGUCUGGUGGACAGAGUGAAGAAGAGGCCAGUGUUAACCUCAAUGCCAUCAACCAAAUCAAAGGUAAGAAGCCAUGGACUCUUUCAUUCUCUUUCGGAAGGGCACUUCAACAGAGUACCCUUAAAGCAUGGGGUGGAAAGAAAGAAAAUGUGAAGGCAGCUCAAGAUGCUUUGUUGACAAGAGCUAAGGCUAAUUCUGAGGCUACUCUUGGAACAUACAAGGGUGCCUCUAACCUUGGUGCUGGUGCCUCAGAGAGUCUUCAUGUUUCGAACUACAAAUAUUGA